AAACAUUGGGAACUAGCUGGAACUCAUAUUGGUAAUAUCAUGGGAGUACGUGAUAGACAUAAAGAUGAUAGAGAAGAUCCAGGACAAGAAACUGAUUUUAAAGCUGGUCAAAAAUAUGCUCGUCAUAUACGAAAUGAUGAAGUUACUGGAGAAGCUAAAUACAGAUCUAUUCAAUAUCAAAGAAGAAGUCUUCCAGUAUUUGCAGUACGACAAGAAUUGUUAAAUGUAAUUAGAGAAAAUAGUGUGGUAGUUAUUGUUGGAGAAACUGGUAGUGGAAAAACUACACAAUUAACUCAAUAUCUUCAUGAAGAUGGUUAUAGUCAUUAUGGUAUAAUUGGAUGUACACAACCUCGAAGAGUAGCUGCUAUGUCUGUGGCAAAAAGAGUUUCUGAUGAAAUGGCUACUACUUUAGGAGAUAAAGUUGGUUAUGCUAUUCGUUUCGAAGAUUGUACUUCAAAAGAUACUGUUAUUAAAUAUAUGACUGAUGGUAUUUUAUUAAGAGAAAGUUUAAGAGAAGGGGAUUUAGAUCGGUAUAGUGUAAUCAUUAUGGAUGAAGCUCAUGAAAGAUCUUUAUCCACUGAUGUUUUAUUUGGUUUACUAAGAGAGGUUGUAGCUCGACGGCAUGAUUUGAAAUUGAUUGUAACAUCUGCUACAAUGGAUUCUAGCAAAUUUUCAGCAUUUUUUGGAAAUGCUGCAACAUUCCAAAUUCCAGGUCGUACAUUUCCAGUUGAAGUAUUACAUGCAAAAAAUCCAGUAGAAGAUUAUGUCGAUGCUGCAGUAAAACAGGUGUUACAAAUUCAUUUACAACCUCGAUCCGGCGAUGUAUUAGUAUUUAUGCCCGGUCAAGAAGAUAUUGAAGUUACCUGUGAAGCUUUAAAAGAACGUUUAGCAGAAAUCGAAUCAGCUCCUCCACUUUCUAUUUUACCCAUUUAUUCACAAUUGCCUUCAGAUUUACAAGCUAAAAUUUUUCAACGUUCAGAAGGAGGUUUACGGAAAUGUGUCGUAGCAACAAAUAUAGCCGAAACUUCUUUAACUGUUGAUGGAAUUGUAUUUGUUGUCGACUCAGGAUAUUGCAAGUUGAAAGUUUAUAAUCCACGAAUUGGUAUGGAUGCUUUACAAGUAUAUCCUGUAUCUAGAGCUAAUGCUGAUCAAAGAGCAGGAAGAGCAGGACGUACUGGUCCUGGUACCUGUUAUAGACUAUACACACGAAGACAAUAUUUAGAUGAAUUAUUAUUAACUGGUGUUCCGGAAAUACAACGAACCAAUUUAGCAAAUACUGUAUUAUUAUUGAAGUCUUUAGGUGUCCAGGAUUUAUUGGCCUUUCAUUUUAUGGAUCCACCACCACAAGAUAAUAUAUUAAAUUCUCUAUAUCAAUUAUGGAUUUUGGGUGCAUUAGAUCAUACAGGACGUUUAACGCCUUUAGGACGACAAAUGGCGGAGUUUCCACUAGAUCCACCUCAAUGUCAAAUGCUCAUAGUUGCUUCUCAACUUGGUUGUACUGCAGAUAUACUUAUUAUAGUUUCUAUGUUAUCAGUGCCUUCGAUAUUUUAUCGACCAAAAGGUCGCGAAGAAGAUUCCGAUUCAGCUAGAGAAAAAUUUCAAGUACCAGAAUCUGAUCAUUUAACAUAUCUCAAUGUAUACAAUCAAUGGAAAGCAAAUGGUUAUUCCAGUUCUUGGUGUAAUGAUCAUUUUAUCCAUGCAAAAGCUAUGCGUAAAGUCAGAGAAGUUAGGCAACAACUUGAAGAAAUUUUAAAACAACAAAAAAUGGAAGUUGUAAGUUGUGGUACCGAUUGGGAUAUUGUGCGAAAAUGUAUUUGUUCAGCAUAUUUUCAUCAAGCAGCCCGUUUAAAAGGUAUUGGUGAAUAUGUAAAUUGUCGUACUGGAAUGCCAUGCCAUUUACAUCCAACAUCGGCUUUGUUCGGUAUGGGCUUCACACCAGAUUAUGUAGUGUAUCAUGAACUUGUAAUGACUGCUAAGGAAUAUAUGCAAUGCGUAACUGCUGUUGAUGGUCACUGGUUGGCAGAAUUAGGUCCUAUGUUCUUUAGCGUUAAAGCUGGACGAAGUGGACGAGCAAAAAGACGACAAGCUAUGCAACAUUUACAUGAAAUGGAAGGACAAAUGAAAGAAGCAGAAGAAGAAAUGAAAGCUCGAGCGCAAGAACAACUUGAACGUGAACAAGCUUCUAUCAGAAAAAAAGAGAUAUUAACACCAGGUAUUAGAGAACCAGGAACACCUGCUCCUUAUCGAAAAACUCCAAGUAGAUUGGGAUUAUAAUUUUUCAAAUUAUAUAUUUUUAUUAUUAAAUAAUAAAAAUUAGAAGAAUGUAUUGUGAGUUAUAAGAUUAAUGAUAAAUAUAUCUGUAUUUGUAAUUUUAAAUAUGUAUCAUUAAACAUGUAUAUAUAUUUUAUAUGUAAAUAUACAUUUCUAAUAAAAAUUAAUAUACAAUU
Apis florea (little honeybee) is the source of this 2447-nucleotide messenger RNA. RefSeq names its product ATP-dependent RNA helicase l(1)G0007. NCBI's taxonomy places the organism in Eukaryota, Metazoa, Arthropoda, Insecta, Hymenoptera, Apidae. Gene Ontology annotation, cellular component: intracellular anatomical structure. Gene Ontology annotation, molecular function: 3'-5' RNA helicase activity; RNA binding; ATP binding. The record is from RefSeq and is a predicted model, not a curated record.